CUGAACGAGUCUUACUUACUCCGUGUUCAUUUACGGUUCUCGUCGCGUUAUUUGGUGAACGAAAGGGGUUGCCAUAUUGUUAAUGUGUGAUUUAAUGUUUUUAUAAUGUGGAGACUGGUAUGUGAGGUGCUGUAGUCCAAAGAGGAAUGUGAUAGUGCGACGUCCCUUGCGUGUGGUUUUGCGAAAGGAUUGGCCACAAUGAUCACAAGAAAACAUUUAUUCGUCUUGUCUCUCUCUCUGGGAUUUAUUUAUGUUAUUAAGAAUAACUUCGUGACUGAACCAAGAUCGGAAGAUUUCACGGCAAGAAUUAGACCAGUCACCCCAUCAAAGAAAACGAGGAUAGAUUUCGAGAAAAUGGGAAAUUUGACGGCUAACUCACCUGUAGAGGAGGCCGCUGCGGGAGCCUUGAGCAGCGUCCAGCCUUCCCACCUUGAAGACACAGCCGAAAUGAAAUAUUACGAAGCAACGAGGAAAGUGAUGCAAAUGCUCCAAAACAAAGCUUUCGAAAGUUCAAAAAAUUAUAUUAAUAAUAUGAUAAAGCUUGUGAAUAGCCAGGGAUUGCUUCCAAAUAAUAGUAAUCACAAAGAAUCUAUUGUUAAAAUCGAAAACAAAAAUCCAGCGACUAGAAGCGGUUAUAAAGUUACGAAGAAUAUGAGGAAAACGUCAUCCCCGAGUGCAGCCUUCCAGAAUAUUCGAAGAAAUGACACGGCAGAAAUGGAAGCAUUGCUUAAGAGUAAGAGCCUCCCCGCGCCGCGCAGCUUGGAGCGGCCGCUGCUGGCCGUGGCCGACGCCGACCGCGUCCGCCACAACUCCACCUGGCAUGGCUACACGAAGCCCAUUAUCGUGUUCAAGCCACUGGGCAGGCUGGGCAAUGUCAUGGGCGUCUAUGCAUCAGUGUGGGCCGUGGCAAGGGCGUAUGACGCGAACGUAUUUAUGGAAUCAGAGGUCGAGGAGAUCCUGAGACCCGUCUUCCCUCGCCUCUCUAUGUCCACACUCCCAGUGAAGUUCGUGGGCGGGUCCUGGGUGUACUUAAUCCGCGGAGGACCCGACCUCACCGACUACAGGCCCCUUCAGGAGGCAGCUGCGGGGCUUCGAGGAGACAGGACGUUCAUGGUGGAUGAAUAUCCGUUCGAGAUGCAGAUUUUCAACGCCUAUAGAGAGGAUAUUUUGAAGGAAUUCACGUUCAGCCUUUCGCUUCAGAGCCAGGCUCAGCAGUUCCUCCGCAGUGUUACCAACAGCAGUGGGAAUUUUGUCGGUGUUCAUGUUCGACGCACUGACUACCCUGCUUUUCUCAAGAAGACCUUCAGGAGCGCCGCGCCGGGCGAGGACUACCUGCGCAGGGCCCUCCUCUUCUACCGGAGUCGUCUGCCGGGGGUCACCUUCGUCGCCGCCUCGGACGACCCCGACUACCUGAGGGAGGUCCUUGGGGCCGAGGAGGACGUCGUGCUGGCUCCUGGCUCCCCCCGCGAGCUGGACCUGGCGGCGCUGGCCUCCUGCAACCACUCGAUCACGACGGGCGGCAGCUUCGGCUUCUGGGCGGCCUACCUCGCGGGCGGCGCCGCCCUGUACCCGGACUUCCCGCUGGACCAGUACUACUUCAGCAGGCCCUUCUACGAGCGGGCGGGGCUGCGGCAGUUCAUCCCCCUUGCCGCUCUGAGGGGCGGGUCGUGGGCGCUUGUUGGUUGGCAGUUGUUUGGUGGUUUGCUUGUUUGGGGUUGCUUUGUGUGUGCGUGCGUGUGUGUGUGUGUGUGUGUGUAUGUAUGUGAUAGUACCUUAUGA
Molecule: messenger RNA, 1779 nt
Organism: Penaeus chinensis
Lineage: Eukaryota; Metazoa; Arthropoda; Malacostraca; Decapoda; Penaeidae
Product: galactoside alpha-(1,2)-fucosyltransferase 2-like
Exons: 10
Coding region: 199-1779 (526 amino acids)
Biological process (GO): carbohydrate metabolic process
Cellular component (GO): membrane
Molecular function (GO): galactoside 2-alpha-L-fucosyltransferase activity
Source: RefSeq, a predicted model, not a curated record